Eriocheir sinensis (Chinese mitten crab) is the source of this 609-nucleotide messenger RNA. Its product is annotated as protein Asterix-like. The record is from RefSeq and is a predicted model, not a curated record. Gene Ontology annotation, biological process: protein insertion into ER membrane. Gene Ontology annotation, molecular function: protein folding chaperone. NCBI's taxonomy places the organism in Eukaryota, Metazoa, Arthropoda, Malacostraca, Decapoda, Varunidae. Gene Ontology annotation, cellular component: endoplasmic reticulum membrane. The coding region runs from base 117 to 452 and encodes 111 amino acids. The transcript is spliced from 4 exons.
AGCAAGACAGGCCGAGGUGUGUGACAGUAAGCAGGAGGCCACAAGAAGAGGAAGAGGAGGAGCAGCAGACGAGAGGCAGAGGCCGAGAAGGAGGAGAGAGAGGACCCACUUCGACCAUGCAGACGGCCAACCACAGCGCCGACCCGAAGAGGGCGGACAAAAUAAUCAGGUACAAGCCCCCAGCGCAGGGCACCCCAGGGGCUCCGGGUGAAGACCCCACCACCGACUACAUGAAUGUGUUGGGCAUGAUAUUCAGCAUGUGCGGACUCAUGAUGCGGCUCAAGUGGUGUGCCUGGGUGGCGCUGUAUUGCUCCUGUAUCAGCUUCGCCAACGCUCGGGUCAACGACGACACCAAACAAAUGCUAAGCAGCUUCAUGCUGUCCAUCUCUGCAGUGGUGAUGUCAUACCUCCAGAACCCCCAGCCCAUGACUCCACCCUGGUCCAAUAUAUGAGGCUUUAACACAGCAUGUAAAGUUAGAAAAUGUCUCUCCCUUUAUUUUUUUCAGUAAUGUAUGUGAUGUAUGACUUUUAUAUUGCUGGACAUUUUAUUUAAUGAUGAAUGGAUGACUAGAAAGAUCUUUUUCAGUAUUAAAAAUGUCUCCCCUUUUA